This is a messenger RNA of Macrosteles quadrilineatus (aster leafhopper), 4130 nucleotides long. Its product is annotated as GTPase HRas. The transcript is spliced from 7 exons. Gene Ontology annotation, biological process: Ras protein signal transduction; epidermal growth factor receptor signaling pathway. Gene Ontology annotation, molecular function: GTP binding; GTPase activity; GDP binding. Bases 175 to 744 code for a protein of 189 amino acids. The record is from RefSeq and is a predicted model, not a curated record. Lineage: Eukaryota; Metazoa; Arthropoda; Insecta; Hemiptera; Cicadellidae. Gene Ontology annotation, cellular component: plasma membrane.
ACAAGCACAAGCCACAAACGUUUAUGAUUUUUUUCUGUAGUAGUAAACAUUUGGGCGUGACAAGUAGUUAAAAGUGCAGAUUUUAAGAGCCAGUAUUGUUAUUUUAAGUUAAAUGAAGCAGAUUUAGUACUUGUAUUGUUGAUAGAACAAGCCGUAAAUUCGUUUAGUUGAAAAAUGACGGAAUACAAACUUGUUGUUGUUGGUGCUGGAGGUGUUGGUAAGAGUGCCUUGACGAUCCAGCUUAUCCAAAAUCACUUCGUGGAUGAAUAUGAUCCCACAAUUGAGGACUCGUAUCGUAAGCAGGUUGUAAUAGACGGAGAAACUUGCCUGUUGGACAUUCUGGACACAGCAGGACAAGAAGAAUAUAGUGCAAUGAGGGACCAGUACAUGAGAACAGGAGAAGGCUUUCUAUUGGUGUUUGCAAUAAAUAACGCCAAAUCAUUCGAAGACAUCAGCAAUUAUAGGGAACAGAUUAAAAGAGUAAAGGACGCGGAAGAGGUGCCUAUGGUUUUAGUGGGCAACAAAUGUGAUCUGCCGACCCGGGCGGUGGAGAUCUCGACAGCGCAGGACGUCGCACGAAGCUACGGUAUCCCGUUUGUAGAGACAUCGGCCAAAACACGACAAGGCGUUGAUGAUGCUUUCUACACACUAGUACGGGAAAUUAGGAAAGAUAAGGAGCACAGAGGCAAGACAAAGGGAAAGAGAGGCGGAAAAGGGAAAAGAAAAUACUGUCAGUUGUUCUAAAAGUGCACAUUCCGCGUAAUGUAGAGACUCAACGCAAGGCGCUCCAGCCUGGACAUGUUACACCUCGAUCGUGCGUUACCGUGUAGGAACCUUGUGGGCGAUUUUCAGAUCACUUUUACACUGGGUGGGGACGAGAGUGCUUGCUAAUGUGCUUUGAGGCCACAUCAGUUGCGGUGUCGUAUGACUCGUAUCACUUGGUAUUUACACACAUUUUACUGUUUGACUCAUGGUUUUUCAAGAGAUUACUUUCUCUAUGCAAGAAUGCUUGGGCGAGAUAAAGGAUCUUAGAGAUGCUUGCAGGAUACAGAAAGAGCUUGGGUUUAACUGGUAUUUCAACCACCAAUAUCACGUGGAUGAGCAAUAUCGGUUGUAUUAUGUCGCUAGUAGCUUUUGUUUUGUAUCCCAGCCUCAAAGAGCUAACUAUUGUCGCACAUGGAGUUUCUUAUCCAAUAAGAUUACUAUUGAUAAUAGUGCAGAACAGAUUUUAUUCGUUCUAAAGCCAAAAAGGUGUAAAAAGUCUUAAAAUCGCCCAAUUACGAAGUGAGAAAAGGUUCACGUUUUUCAAUAUCAAGUCUUGAACCAUUGUAUAUAUCCGUCUAAACUGUUUAUUGUUAAAUCCUUACAGCCUUUAUAGUAUGUAAUUGGUUUUUGUGACAAGGUUAGCGCAGACUAUGUUGAAUGAACGAUCUAGGUGAGCAUUCGUUGAAUCAACGCCUCAGUCUCAGUGGUUUGUUCUCACUGCGCACAGUUUGUUUUGGGACAGGUGUUUGACUGUUAACCCCCUACCUAGAGAUCAUACUCAUUGAGGUGCUAAAUUAAUUCAAGGAGUAUAACAUAUUCGUGUACAUUUUAACUGAUAGAAUAUACUCACCCUUGUAAGAAACACAGUUUUCUUUGAAUAAAUCAGGAAAAUGUUUUGUUUUUACUACUAACGAUUCUCAACCUAAUUGUAAAUACAUGUGCCAACCUGCACUUUCGCCUUCUGAGAUAAACCUUUUUAAAUAUCACUAGUUGUGUAAAUUCAACAUUUAAAAUCAGUGUCGUGUUUUAUCCACGGAUACUUUGUUGUACCUCUAUACUUAUUUUAUGCUGUUGAAAAGAGUUCUGGUUUAAUCUUUAAUGAACUCAAAUAUUUUAUUUUGGACGGUAGGAAUAAGUGUUUUUUUUUAGUUUAACAUAGAUAGCUAGGAAGUUUUAGCACUUAUUUUUAAGGUCUCUCUAUGAAAUGAUUUCUACCCGUUAUAUUGUCUCGGUUUCAUAAUAAUCGGAAAGAAUGAUUUUAAGAAGUAGAAACGAUGCAGAACAAAAAUAGCAUGGAUGGAUAAAUAUGUAUUUUUUUCAAUACACUGCAAACAAUAAUUGAGUGGUAAAGUGUAUUUAAUUUCUGCAAACAACAUGAAAAACCUUGAGAUGUAUUUUAUUAUUAGUAUUUAUGAAAUAUUGAAAAAUUCAUCAAAAGUUACCUUAUGAUACUUCCGUACUAUUUUACAACUGAGAUAUUUUUUAGACCUUUUUAUCAUUAUGCACAUUAUUACUAUUUAUUUGAAGUAGAAGCACAAGAACAACCUUUGCACAAAUUGUAUAAAAUAAUUUCAUUUAUUGCUGCAAUUUGUCUUACAUAUUUGCUUAGGUUAGGCUUUAGAUAUCUAAGCAUUCUUUGUACACUUCUGUAAAAUAUUAUUGAUAAACUAAAAAUUCUUUAAGAUAUGCUACAUUAUAGAUAUUGUUUUAGGUGUUAAAAUAGUUUCAGUAUCAAUGUUGCAUAAUUAAUUGAAAAAGUCUUGCACAAGUUUUCCCAGUCAAAGAUUGUUUAAAAUGCUGAUUUGACUGCUGAUGUUAAGGGUUUCACCUAAAUCCUUGAACUAAUAAUAAUUGGCUCGAUUUCUAAAAAUUUUUUAAAUUUGAAUAACCGAUCAACAAUUAUUCUCUAUGAGGAAUCUGACUGAAAACUAUGCAAUAUUAUAUUUUUGCAAAAAAUAAGUAUUUAUAAACCCAAGAUUAUGUUUGAAAAGUUAGAACAUUCAUACCGGUACUUGAGAUUUGUGACUUUGUAUCAUAUUUUUUACUUGUAAGUGCAUACAUUAUUAUUCCACCACACUAAAAUAAACACCCAAGUCAUCAAAUUUACAGGGAAAUUAUUUGAAACUAUAAAUACAUCAGUUGCACUUAUUAAACGCACAUUGUCUUUUGCAUGUAAUUCAUAAGAUGUAAAUUUAGAUUAAAAAUUCCUUAAUACAGUUCUAAAUGGAGUUGAAGAUUUUAAUACGUUCAGUUUGCCUAGUUACUUUUGAUUAUAGUGUAUGUUGAAUGUAUAAAUCUGGGAAUCACAGUUUUCACAAGUUUUUAUCGCUAAGAACCCCUCCAAAAGUCUGGUCAAACCUCAUUUGAUUUUGUAGGGUGUCUUGGUCAACUGUUUCAAGUCUUUCAUAUUGUGAGAUCUCAGAAAUGUCAGUAAUUUUAUAUUUUCUUACUGUGAAUAAGAAAUUGUGUAUAUAAAACUCGAUAGUUAAGAGUGAAGCAUGAGCUUCACUUUACGUAGGUCUAGUUAAUGUUAGUUACGUUCUGUUCUAACCUGACGGAAAGUGAAAAUAUGUAAAUAAAUUUACCACCCAGGAAAUAGAGUGUAAGUUUCUCGAACGUGGGCACCUUUGAAUGGAUUGUCAGUUGAACAAAAAAUUCAUUUUGAGUGUGUUGAUGGUAUUGCUAGCAUUUACAUUACUAUGGUUGAUUAAUGAUUAGUAAAUUGUUAUUGUUAGCGCAAUCAGCGAUGAAUCAAUCUUGUAAACUCAUUCCCAGCUAUAAUUUGGUGUCCUAUGUGUAUUGGAGUGAUUUUUAACUUUUAAGUGAUUGGGGCUGGUUUUGAAUACAAUAAAUAUCACCUAAAUUUAUAUUCAAGUUGAUUACUUAAGAAAUGCUACAUCAAUACUUGGUAACUCUUCUUGAUUGAUUUGUGCCUGUUAGAGUGUUAGUUGUAAGUCGACUUAAAUAUGUGUGUUGGAUUUUAAAUCACCAUUAAAUAGUUUUAUUUUUAUAGUUGAUUACAAGUGAAAUUUUACAUAAAUUGUAUAAGGGUAUAGAAAUUUGUUGAACUUUUAAGUUCACUUGUCUAAAGUGUGUGAAUUUUGUAAAAUUAACUUGGACCGGUUUGACACAGCUAUGAUACGUUUCUGUUUUCAAUCUUUGCCAUGAUUCACGAGUCCUUUACGAAACACCUGUCCCAAGCAUAUGUGGGAAAGACUCAGUAAAAACUGUUCAAAUGUCCUCAUAGAUUUCCCAUCUUGAUUCUAUUUUCUGUUGUAUUAUUAUAUAGAUUUUGAUUUAUUACUGAUAUUUUAUUUGUAAUAUUAUAUACAGUUUAGCUUCUAUAUAAAUACUCUCUUAUUUUA